This is a messenger RNA of Microplitis mediator, 2240 nucleotides long. RefSeq names its product lymphocyte cytosolic protein 2-like. The coding region runs from base 236 to 1933 and encodes 565 amino acids. NCBI's taxonomy places the organism in Eukaryota, Metazoa, Arthropoda, Insecta, Hymenoptera, Braconidae. Gene Ontology annotation, biological process: cell surface receptor protein tyrosine kinase signaling pathway; intracellular signal transduction. The record is from RefSeq and is a predicted model, not a curated record. The transcript is spliced from 8 exons.
CACUUAUUCAUCAACCACUACAUACUUUGACAUAUGUGUGUACACAAUGUAAAUAUAUGUAAGCUGAGCAAUGACACUUGUGUGUGCGUGUGGGAAAUAAAAAAAAUUUAGAGUGUAAAGACCGCGAGAGAAACAUAACUGUCCCGUAUAUUGUUGAGCAAAAAAAGGGUCAGCCAGAUGCGUUCUUACAACGUCACGUGCGCUUUUAAAUUUUUUAACACCGGGAAUACGGACCAUGUCCAAAUUGUCAAGGUCUGAGGCUAUCAAAUUUAUCAAAAAUUGGACCACCGAGGAAGUUAUACAAGUACUCAAAAAGAAUGGUCUCGAAGAAUGUUGUGAAGCUGUAUUAAAACGUCAAAUUGACGGUGACGAGCUUUGGCACUUGACUGAGGGGAAAUUAGCUCUUUGGAAGCGAGACUUGACGCGCUCACAAACAUGGAGCCUAUGGGGAUUUGUCGAGGAACUAAAUCGCGCGCCAGAAGAUCAUGUGGCGGCAUCAAAUAUUCUUCAAGUGGAACAAGAACCCGUAAGCGAUUCUGGAUCAUGGGGAACCGACUUCGAGGACGACGAAGAAGACGAUGACGCAUUAAUUAAAAAAAAUAAUUUAUUACGUAAAAAUAAUAACACGCGACAAAGUACUGAGUUUCGAAAUAGUUUAAUGAUGUUUCAGAGAAACGAAAUACUUGCUAAAAAAAAUAUUAAUUGUGCACAUACUAAUAAAACUAAUCGUAGGCCUGAAAGUAUUUAUAUGAACUGCGAAUCAGAACUUGAUGCUGCUGAUCAAGAAAAUGCGUACAUGAAUUUAGCGCAAGAAGAAGAAGUAAAAGUCCAAAGUGUCUCGCAGUUACACAAAAAAUUCGAGGCGACAUUGGCCGGUCAGUUGAAGGAACAGCUGAAAUUACGAUACCCCUCAGAAAAUAAACUAAUGAUUAAAAAACCUGAUAUGCCUGAUAGAUCUACGAAGCCAAAUCUCAAAUCAUUUUUGCACACAUCCCCGAGCCUCGUUCCCGAGAGCAAGGAAGUUAAAAAACCCGCUGCGCCACCACCGCGGCCCGAAAAAUGCCCCCGAGUUUUCGAAUGGUCUGACGAACUCCCCAAGCCUCCGGUGAUGCUCAGAAACUUUGACCUCGUCGCUAAUCUGCCGACUAAAACAGACGAGAGUGAAGACGAGUAUGAAGCUUUUGAUGAACAAAUUAUCGAGCAGAAUCGAAUUAAAAUAGGAAGUAAUCAAUCACUUGUACAAAAAUCUGCCGAGAGUGUUUAUAAACCUCCAAGUACAACCAGCCAAGAGGAUUAUGAGAUUUACGAAUGCAUUACAGAGAGUCCGGACGAUAAUACUUAUUACGUUCAGCCAAUUCCGAUUCCUAACGCAAAUGAUCCACCUCCACCGUCGGGAAUUUCAAGUACAGAAUCAACUCCCACGUUAACUUGUGUUACAAACCCAUCAAGAUCUCAAAACAAAAGUGAGCGUUCACCAGAUAAAAAAUCAGCGACUUUACCACACUCUGGCAGUAGCACAUCUCUAUCAGCGGAAAUGAGAGCUACCCGACCAUUACCACCCCCUCCAUUUGGACAAUCUUAUAUGGAAUCAACGUGGUUUCAUAAUGUUACACGAGAUCAAGCUAUUAGUCUUAUCAAAGACCGAGCUCACAAUGGAUAUUUUUUACUAAGACCAUCGACGUCAGAUCUCAAUAACCCACUGGUACUUGUACUUUGGUUUAGAGACAGAGUUUACAAUGUCCCUGUACGGAAAAGAACCGAUAGCAGAUUUGCCUUGGGGUCACUGAAAGCCGACGAACAAACUUUUACAAACGUCGAAGACAUAAUUAAAUUUUAUUCAAAAGAAGAACUCGUUUUGUAUUCCGGCGGAGUGCAGAUGGGCCGUACGAGAUUAAUAGACACACCCACUAAAUCAACUUCUGCUCACAAAUGACCUUUUUUAUUGUUAUAAAAUUUAAUUGGUUAAUUAAUUAAGAUAUUAACGAGCGAUACUGAUAAGAAAAAUCAAUGAGUUUGUUUCUGAUGACUGAUUUUUUAAUGAAUUUUUACAAGUGCCUUUUGCAUUAUCAAGUAUCGUCUUUACUCUACUUAAAAAAAUAUUUUUACGUAUCAAAAUUAUAUAUAAUAUAUAUUAUAACAUACUAAGUGCACUUAAAUAUUUAUCUAUUAUUUAUAACGACGUAAGUGCAAUUAAAUAUUUAGAAACAAAAUGCAUUUAUUUCUAUAAAAAAAAAAAUUAU